This is a messenger RNA of Patella vulgata (common limpet), 4640 nucleotides long. Its product is annotated as ribosome biogenesis protein BMS1 homolog. Gene Ontology annotation, molecular function: GTP binding; U3 snoRNA binding; GTPase activity. The transcript has 25 exons. Gene Ontology annotation, biological process: ribosome biogenesis; endonucleolytic cleavage of tricistronic rRNA transcript (SSU-rRNA, 5.8S rRNA, LSU-rRNA); maturation of SSU-rRNA from tricistronic rRNA transcript (SSU-rRNA, 5.8S rRNA, LSU-rRNA). Gene Ontology annotation, cellular component: nucleus; 90S preribosome. Bases 110 to 3808 code for a protein of 1232 amino acids. The record is from RefSeq and is a predicted model, not a curated record. NCBI's taxonomy places the organism in Eukaryota, Metazoa, Mollusca, Gastropoda, Patellidae.
UGUAGAGUUAUUCCCCUUACAUAAAAUGGCUGCACCCACGUGUUGUAAUGUAAAUUGUAAACAACCGACUUAACCACUACUUUUAGAAAGAAUAUUGUCAACUUUAAGAAUGGAGGAUAAAGAACACAAACCGUAUCGUCCACGGGCUGCAGGAAUAAAAGCUCGAAAGAAAAAAGCAAAGAUUGAGACCGAUGACAAAGAAGAGUUGACACCAAAACAACGAAAUCCAAAAGCUUUUGCUAUUCAGUCGAUCAGGAAAACAGAGAAAACUGUUAGAAGAACUCUUGAUCUGAAUGUGAAGAAACAACACAUUCCAUUGGUUGAUAGAACACCGAUUGAGCCUCCACCAAUCGUUGUAGCUAUUGUUGGACCACCUAAAGUAGGGAAGACAACUCUGUUGAAAUGUCUGGUGAAGAACUAUACGAGACAAAACUUGUCGAAUGUGAAUGGUCCUAUUACAGUAGUAGCAGGAAAGAAGAGAAGAAUAACGUUUAUAGAAUGUAAUAAUGAUAUUAACUGUAUGAUAGAUGUUGGUAAAAUAGCUGAUCUGGUAUUAUUAAUGGUUGAUGCUAGUUUUGGUUUUGAGAUGGAACAGUUUGAGUUUUUAAAUAUUUGUCAAGUUCAUGGUUUUCCGAGAAUUAUGGGUGUUUUGACACAUCUGGAUACAUUUCAAGAAAAUAAACAGAUGAGAAAAACGAAAAAGAGGCUUAAAAACAGAUUCUGGACAGAAAUUUAUCAGGGUGCUAAAUUAUUUUAUCUAUCUGGAAUGGUUUAUGGAGAGUAUCAAAGAAUGGAGAUACAUAAUUUAUGUCGAUUUAUUUCUGUGAUGAAGUUCCGACCUCUACACUGGAGAACAACUCACCCAUACAUUUUAGCCGAUAGAAUGGAAGAUAUAACUGGUGGUGAAUUGAUACGACAGAAUGGUAAAUGUGAUCGUAAAGUCUGUCUCUAUGGUUACGUUCGUGGAACUCACAUGAAAAACAAACAGAGUAUACACAUACCAGGUUGUGGCGAUUUUGAUAUAAAUGAUAUACAAGCUACACCUGACCCUUGUCCUACACCUGAUAAGAUUAAAAAACGUUCGUUAAACGAGAAAGAGAGAAUGGUGUAUGCUCCUAUGGCAGGUGUUGGUGGUAUCGUGUACGAUAAAGAUGCUGUGUAUAUUGAUGUAGGAGGAAGUCACUCUUAUAAUCUAACAGAGGAUAGUAAACCAACCAAUGAACUUGUCUCAAAUCUCAUGGACAUGAUGAAUCCUGUCGAUGAAAAGAUGACAACCAGUAAAAUGUCGGUAUUUUCUGGAACUCAACCAAUGACAGCCGAUGAUACAGAAGAUAUAAGUUAUCCUUUAGAAGAACGAGUUGAAGGAUCCGAUGGUAGAAUACGUAGACGUGCAGUAUUUAAAGAUGGCGACGAGCUUAACGAUGAUAGCGGCCAUGAAGAUGGUGAAGAUGACGACGACGAUGAUGAUGAUGACGAUGAGGACGAAGACGAGGAAGAUGAUAGUGAAGAUGAUGUACCACCAGUCAAAAAGUCAAAGGUUUCUAAAUCAAAUAAAGAAGAAGAAUUUGCUUUUGCCGAUAGUGACGAUGACCUAGAGGAUGAAUUAAUAUUAAAAGCGAUGAAAUUAAAGAAACAGAAUGAUGAUGAUGAUGAUGAUGAUGAUGAUGAUGAUGAUGAUGAUGAAGAUGAUGAAAGUGAUAAUGAAGACAAUAGUGAUAGUGACACUGAUAAAAAUACGAAAAAAUCUAAAUUAAAAAAAUCCAAAGACAAAAUUGUGAAUGAUGAGGAGGAUUCUAGUGAUAUUAGUCAAUCUGAUGAUGAUGAUGAUGAUGAUGAUAUUAGUCAAUCUGAUGAUGAUGAUGAUGAUGAUAUGAAUGAAGAAGAUAAUGGUGAUGAUAUUGAAGAGGAAGAAAUUGGUCAGGGUUUAAGGUGGAAGAGUGAUUUAGUGGAAAAAGCAGCAGCAUCAUUUAAAGCCAGACAAAAAGGAAAAAUAAAUUAUAGAAAACUUAUUUAUGGAGAAGAAUUAGGCGUGGCAGAUGAGGAAGAUAAAGAUGGCGAUGAACUUGGCGGACUUUUCAAAGUUUUAAAACAGAAAAGUGAUCAGACUAAAAACGACAGAUUUUCUAUAAAUAAAACAGACUGUUCCAAAUAUUUCCCUGAAAAUCCACAGGAUUGGUCACUGGAGGAGGUAACAGCCAGUAUAAAAGAUUGUUUUAUAACUGGACAAUGGUCAAAAGAUAAAGAUGCUAAAGCCAGACUCGAUUUAGACGACGAGUUGUAUGGAGAUUUUGAAGAUUUAGAGACAGGUGAGAAAUUUACUGGUCCUGAUGGAGAGAAGGAUGAUGAUGAUGAUGGAGAGAAGGAUGAUGAUGGGGAAGAUGAUGAGAUGAAGAAGGACGAUAAAGGUGAAGAAGACAAACCAGAAACGGAGAGAAAGAAGACGAAAGCUGAAAUGACGGCUAAUGAAAGACGAACUAUUCGUAAAGAGAGACAGAAAGAAGCGUUUGAUGAACAGUAUGAUUUAAAAGAUGACUCCGCGUAUUAUGAUUCGUGGAAAUCAGAUCUAGAUAAACAAGCCAAGUUAAAUAAAGCUGAGUUUGAAUCCAUGCCAGAUGAAUUGCGUAUACAGUAUGAAGGUUAUAGACCAGGAUUAUAUGUUAGAAUAGAAUUACACGAUAUCCCGUGUGAAUUCGUAACAAACUUUGACCCCACGUAUCCUGUUAUUAUUGGAGGAUUACAGAAUGUUGAAGGAAAUGUCGGAUUUGUUCAAGCAAGAUUCAAGAAACACAGGUGGUACAAAAAGAUUCUCAAGACAAGAAAUCCAGUUAUUAUCUCCCUUGGAUGGAGACGUUUUCAAUCUAUGCCGCUUUAUUCUGUACAAGAUCAUAAUUUUCGUCAACGGUUGUUAAAAUACACACCGGAACAUCUACAUUGUCAUGCUGCCUUUUAUGGACCAAUAACCCCACAAGGUACAGGUUUACUAGCAGUAGAGAGUGUAGCUGGUAGAGAGCCUGGUUUUAGAAUAGCAGCAACUGGUGUAGUGCUGGAACUUGAUAAAUCUUUACAAAUUGUUAAAAAAUUAAAAUUAACAGGAUUUCCCGUUAAAAUUUAUAAAAAGACAGCUUUUAUAAAGGGUAUGUUUAGUUCAGCAUUAGAAGUGGCGAAAUUUGAAGGUGCUAGUCUACGGACGGUCAGUGGAUUAAGAGGUCAAAUAAAGAAAGCUUUACGAACCCCAGAGGGAGCUUUCAGAGCAACUUUUGAAGAUAAAAUUUUAAGAAGUGAUAUUGUAUUUGUCCGAACUUGGUGUCCAGUUGAAGUACCAGAAUUCUACAACCCAGUCACAACUCUUUUACUUCCUCGUGAUCAGAAAAAAUCCUGGGUCGGGAUGAGAACUCUUGCUCAGUUGAGGAGAGAAAAGGGAAUUCGUCUUGAACAAAAGGCCGAUUCAAUUUACAAGCCUGUUAUACGUAAGAAUAAGAUUUAUAAACCACUGGUUAUACCGAGAGGUUUAAAGAAACAGUUACCAUUUAAAGCUGUACCAGAAUCAUUGUUACGUAAAAAAGAAAGUAGCAUGAAAAGAGUCGCUGUAAUUAAAGACAAGAAAGAGAAAAAGAUAACGAAUAUGAUGUCGAUGAUGCAGACGUUAUAUUCUCAUAAACAACAGCAGAAGAAAAUCGCGUUAAAACAGGCUGGAGAAAAACGCAAAAAAGAAAUCAAGAAAGAUGAAAAGAAACGAAAUCAGCGACAAAAAGAAUUGAAGAAAGAAAUAUUUAAACAGAUCGGACGAUCAGAGAAGAAAAAAGACUGAAUUUGAAAAACCUGAUGAAGGGUUUUAUUAUAACAUGGAUUGUAUAGUUACGUGGUGGAUGUCAAUCAUGGCCAUGUUUGAAAAUAGGAAUUUGAAAAAUAUGCUAGUUUUUACGGUUUAUAAGUUGACUAAUGGACCCUAAGAAAUUUCAGUCAAUUUUGAAGACAGACGGUCAAGACUAGCAUAUAUGACCGCACGAGUUGAAACCCCAUGUUUCUAAUCAUAACACUCGCGUGUUAUAUUCUGUCAACUAUUGAUAUGAAUACGGACAAAUUCUUAUGAAUGUAAAAUGUACAAAUAGAGUGUCAGAAAUGAAAACUUUUGAAGUUUCUCUUUCAGAAAAUGCGACAAAUUUAAGUCCAAAUGUAGUUGAUAUCAAAAGUUCUAGAGUUCAUUAUCCUGUGGUGACUACUGUACCUCCAUGGACCAUCUUAUUAUACACAUAGCUUGAAAAAAAAUAAACUGAAGCUCCAAUAUUUUAAAUAUUCAAAAACAAAAUUACCAAAACACUGGUAAUUAAAAAAUGGAAGCGAGCAUUGUUCACAAAUUGCAUGCCACAAAUAUUUUUGUCUUUAAUUGACUGACAGCAAUAUCAAGUGGUAAUACUUUUAUACAUGUCAUUUUGUGUAAAUGACUUUGUUCAAGUGUGUUAGUCCCAAAAUGACCUAGUUUGUGUUGAGUGGACGUUAAACCCCAUUUCUCUCUCUCUCUUGUUCAAGUGUGCAUAUUGAAUAUAUGUACAUAUGUUUUGUGUAAAUGAAUUAUAUCUAAUGUGUAUAUUGAAUUCAUAUUACAUCAUGAAAAUAUAGAUAAAAUACUUAUUAUAAAUACA